CACGAGGUCAGCUUGGACGUUGCAAAUCAAGUCUAGGACCUCUACCUUGUUCUGUAUACAUCCGGACAUUGAUCUGGCGUGUAGAGUGUAGAGCUACCCUAUGCUCUGUAGCUAGUUUCUAGCCUUGGAUCUCUUUGCCCCAGCACGGCAUCGCUUAGAGCUACUCAAUCCUGUCACAGCCAACACACACUCAGCAUCGCUACUUCAGAUCAUGAUUUCCUCAUCGUGGUCGCUCCCUCGGAGCGAGACCGCUGAGACCGCUGCAAGACUGUUGGAAAACUCUGACAGUAAUUCAGAAGAUGCCGGAAAAGUCUUCACAUCAGCCCGUCUCAUCAACCGCCUUCUGAGCGGUGACAUUUUGCGUCCAGGUCAGGAAGCAUGUCGUCCAGAGGGACAUCAACUCCAACUCCUCCCCAGUCAAACAGGCAAAACGGGAUGGGGUUCGACCGAGGAGUUUCUUUCCUGUGUUUGUGAUCAAUGCUUGCACCAUUUUCGCUUCAAAGUCACUAAUGGUCCCAACCCAUCACCACUUGAGAACUACCACAAGAUGAAGAUGCACAUGUUCCUGCUCACCGGCCGCGAUAGCGACACGAUGCUAAAGGCGACCCGAACCAAACAGGACCACGUCACUGACAGAGUUCACUUUAUGUGCAUCAUUGAUGGGUGUGAUUGCAAGCUACAGAUCGAGCGACUUCCCCCUCGCAUCAGCGCAAAAGAGUUCAACACUCUCAUGGACGAGUCCCGACUUGUUGAGAACAUUAGAGAGGCACGGCUUCAAGAUGCCGAUAGAAUCGACAGCUUACUGACGAAAUGGAAUCCGAAUGCAGAAGGCGUGGUUGGCAUGCUGUGUCAAUAUUUGGUCGACGGAAUCCAAGAACCUCGACUUAUUAAGACUCAUAACAAAAAGUUCAUGAUCGCUUUCAAGGACGACUUCGACGACCUAUGGCGCACUCUUGGCUGCACCAAGAAAACGCUCAAGACGGAAGGCGAACCUGAUGAGGAGGCUUGGCAAUUUCCUAGCCUCGGGGUUCCUGUCUCUCCGACAGCCUUUGGAACGCUUAGAGCCAAGUGGGAAGAUUUCGAAGCUGAAUGCAUGAUCUACUACAAACAAGCACAGACCCUGAAAGAUGGCCAACGUACUUACAAAGAGAUAGCAACUCCGCGAAGGACCAGGCCGGCCUUUGAGUUACUGAAGCGUCUUCUCGGAUGCCAAUACGAACCACUCGACAACAAUCCAUCCCUCAACGAGGAGGACUUGGUCUUGUUAGGUUGUUUGGCCAAUUUCAAGCCUAGUCUUUAUGCCGACGCCGCCAAGAUUCUUGUACAGAAAUGCCCAAUGCGAUGGCAGGAGUUUCUCGAUGCUGGUGGUCGACUCAUUGGUGAACAGAAUUCCGACGUGGCUUUCGAUCUUAUGGUGUUCAGGUCAGAAGUAGAAUCUAAACCAAAGCCUCUAGAUGCGCAGACCAUGGUAGAAGUAGUGGAAGCAUACAAAUACCUCGGCGCGGAUCUGGAUCAAAAGUCUGCCGACUACUUCAUCGAGAAGUAUCUGAAUCAAACAUCAGAAGCGGGCAAGGAUGUUGCUAUCCAUCACCUUGCCAAGAUUGGCAAGUAUCUCGACAAAGAUCUCCUGACUCCAGUGGGGGCUGGAGGGGGCGUGACCUCGAAGAUGACACGGGUCCAAGCGGCCGAUAUCUUAGGCGCUGAUAUCGAGUAUCCUCAUGAUCUCUUGCAGCAAUUGGUGAACAACAAAGCACAAGACCCGACGGUAGACCGGGCAAAAGUUGCAGAGGCUCUUGAGGUCCUCGCCGACCAUGCCCGAACUUUGAACGUGGAUCUUGCCGACAAGCUGAACAACUGGGCAGGGCUUUUCAAGGCAAGCGAUGAACCAGGCCAUAGGGGCGCGUCUCAUCAGCCGGCCCAGGAACAACCUUCUGACACCAGCACUCCACCCGGUCUUGGUAACAUCGGGAACACAUGUUACUUGAACAGCUUGCUGCAGUAUAUCUACACUAUAACUCCUUUGCGAGAUCUUGUUCUGCGAUACCCACAGGAUAGUCUCAACCUCAGCGUGGAGAGUGUCGCGCAGCGAAAACUGGGCUAUGGCAACGGUAUUGAGGUUAGUCUUGACGAGGCCAUUGUUGGAAAGAUAUUUGUUGAGCUGCUGCAGUCGCUUUUCCGGGAUCUCCUCACAACUACGGCAGUGGAAGUACGACCACCCCAAAAACUAGCAAACACGGCGCUACGCUCAGCUUCGGAGCUUCUGAAGAUGCCGCUCCAACAGCCCGACACCAAGCCACCACCCCUGCCGGCACGUCCGUCGCCGGCCCCUCCCCAAGCCACUUCUGCAGAUACCAACAACGUGAAUGUCACUGUGGAGCCCGUCAAUGAAUCCUUGGAGACUGCGAGUAUUGUGAGCUCCCAGACACUAGUUGACGAUGAAGGUCCAGCCAUACCCGAGAUACAAAACGAGGAUCACCAGCUCGAUGAUAUGUCCCAAGACGCCAAACCUGCGCUCUUGGACGGCGACACUCCAAUGGUAGAUGUCAAUUCCUCGGCCGACACACCUCCCAAGGAGCUCUCGCUGGAACAAAAGAUUGAGGUCAUUAGUCACCGACUGGAACAAUCCGAGAGACAAGGGACUGAACAACAAGAUGUUGAGGAAAUUAUCGGUUUUAUCUUGGAACACCUGAUGCGCGCGAUAUCUUCUAGUGGCCCAAUGCCAGGCAAGGAAGAUUUGCAGUCAGACACCAUUACGAAAACCUUUUUCCCUCUGAUAGUCAACUACACUGUGAACAAGAUGGCGGAGUCUAAUGAGGAGGCUUACAAAAGCGCUAGACAGGAGCUCAUCCCCGAUAGAUGGAUCAACGCCUUCCCGGCUGAGAAGCCAGGUGUUUCGUCGACGAUACACGAUGCACUCAGUCGCUCUUUCGGCAUACAGUUUGUCGCUGAUAGCGACCUCGGAAGAUUUUCGACUAUUCGUCAACUCUCGCCGAUUGUGCAUAUCCGGAUUCAGCGCGCAAAUGCUACAAGUAGUGGUGCAACGAAGAACAGUAACCCUGUGCGCUUGACGGACGAGCUGUUCUUCGAUCGCUACAUGGAUGCGCAACAUGAUUCUGAGCUGGCACAGCAGCGACAAAAGCUCUGGUGUCUUCAAGGUCAUGACAAGGGCCUUGAGGAAAGCAACCGUGACACUGGUACUUUUCCAGUCCAAACUCAACCGACUAUUGUUAACGAUGACGGCGAGGAUCUCUCAACUGGUCAAUACCUUGAUUCGGAUGACGAAAUGGUUGAGGCUAUACUGCAAGAAUUGCCCCUUCGUUCCUCUGCUUCUAUUCUUUCUGAAAAGAGGAAGUCUGACAGUCAGCCGACGAAUGAGACUGAUUUUCAUGCGACGAAAAAGAGAAGUCUGACACCGUCUACAACAGCUUCUCUCAUGCAGGCUGCGACCUUGCUUCUAAAUGGAGCCAGCAUCAAUGGCGUGCAAGACACUAAAUCUCUCGGAGAUUCCAAAGAGAGUUACGAAAAGUAUUUCGAUGGACUGACUGAGCACAAAUAUCGACUCCAUGCGGUUAUUUGUCACUCUGGUGGCGCUAGAGCCGGCCACUAUUGGGUUUGGAUACGCGACUUCCGUCGAAACAGGUGGAUCAAAUUCAACGAUGGCCGUGUGACUAUUGAUCCUCGCAGGCCGGAAGAAGUGAUCGACCAGCUCAAUGAGAGUGGCGACCCUUGCUAUGUGGCAUACGUGCGAGAUAACGACAAGGACAACCUCGUGGGAAUUCCUGAACGUACUCCAAUGGUGGCACAAUCAAAUGGACGCGAGGCAACCAUGGAAGUUAUUGAAGGUGUCGCACCUCAAGACACUGAUAUGCCAGACCUCUUUCCUGUUGGUAAACAUAUCGCAACGGAGAAUGGCAUAGUUGAAACACAGGAAUCCCGGCCCUACGAGCUCUUCUAGGAGAAUAGUGACAAGCAUGAAAUGCCAACUGACUACAUGUCAGAGCAUGAACGGAACUUUUUUCAACUACCCGACAUCCAAAGCAAGCUCAACAGAAU
Truncatella angustata is the source of this 4053-nucleotide messenger RNA. RefSeq lists its product as uncharacterized. Lineage: Eukaryota; Fungi; Ascomycota; Sordariomycetes; Amphisphaeriales; Sporocadaceae. Bases 212 to 3955 code for a protein of 1247 amino acids. Gene Ontology annotation, biological process: protein deubiquitination; regulation of proteasomal protein catabolic process; proteasome-mediated ubiquitin-dependent protein catabolic process. The record is from RefSeq and is a predicted model, not a curated record. Gene Ontology annotation, molecular function: proteasome binding; cysteine-type deubiquitinase activity. The transcript is spliced from 4 exons.